Opisthorchis viverrini is the source of this 2350-nucleotide messenger RNA. RefSeq lists its product as hypothetical. Lineage: Eukaryota; Metazoa; Platyhelminthes; Trematoda; Opisthorchiida; Opisthorchiidae. The record is from RefSeq and is a predicted model, not a curated record. Gene Ontology annotation, molecular function: metalloendopeptidase activity. Gene Ontology annotation, biological process: cell adhesion; proteolysis. Gene Ontology annotation, cellular component: cytoplasm; membrane. Bases 1 to 2268 code for a protein of 755 amino acids. The transcript has 15 exons.
AUGACUUUCUUGCUAUCCAGGAUUGGUUUCUUUGCUGCCGUGUUCAUUUACAUUACUUUUCAAACUACUCAGUCAUCAGCCAUCCGGUGCAAGCAUGAGGUACCACCUGUUUCUUCGGUCAUUACUCGAGUCGCUGUGUAUCCCAAGCGGAGGUUCUUGCGGCAGUUGUCACCUAGCUCACUGCGUAUACACGUACAUUAUGACGAGUCAGUACGACUACUGAGUGAUUUUGAUGAGAUUAAGACAAAUGUAUUAAACGUGGCAGUUCAGUUUUGGCAAAGUGCCUUGCGGUUGCGCUUUCACUCAACAAAAUCGAAACUGCUUCUAGACAGAUCCCUUCUGUACGACAGGUCCUGUCUGGGUGGUCUUACGAAACUUCGCACAUUGAAUCAACAAUUGCUCACUUUUUGUGUUAAUGGCUGUCACGACGUCACUAAAUGCGGUCCGUUGGCAAUCCCUGAAGAACACUUGAGCAAAUGUCGAUACAUAAAGAAUGGUUCGCAUAUACUAUCUGGUAACCAAGGGCACGGCUUAAAAGAUACAGAUUUUAUCCUAUACAUCGCCUCGCUACCCACUGCCCGGUGUCACACAGGUAAAGUCUUGGGUUAUGCGGCCCAUUGCCAACUGGCUUCUCAGACAGAUAGACCGAUUGCUGGAUACAUCAACUUUUGUCCAAAUACCUUGGGGUCUCGUGUGAGUGAUCGUGUGCGUUCUCUGUUCGUGACGAAGCACGAGCUGCUACAUGCCUUGGGAUUCUCCAGCAGCCUGUUUGCUAUGUAUCGCGACCACCAGAACAGACCAUUAACUCCGCGAGACCCAACUACACAACUGCCCGCUUUGGGUCUGGCGAAGAUUGGUUCCCAUGCAGUCUAUCAGUGGAGCGAUAAGGUUGUUCGGGUUGUAGAACGACGAUGGAUGAGCGCCUAUGGUAAUCACACUAAACUUGCGCAUAUUGUAGUCACUCCGACCGUUUUGCAAGUUGCUCGCAAGUUUUUCAACUGUCCUACUUUGGAUGGGGUGGAGCUGGAGGACCAGGAUGAAGUGGGAGUGUUCCUGACACAUUGGGAAAAGCGACUGCUUGAGAAUGAACUGAUGACAGCCACCUAUACGAAUUCCUACCGUGUUUCGCCCAUCACGUUAGCCAUGAUGGAAGAUACGGGCUGGUAUCUCGCCAACUACGCCAUGUCCCAUGAUUUCAGUUGGGGCGGUGGUCUUGGAUGCUCGUUUGCGAUGGCCAGUUGCCUGGAAUAUAUGCUCGAACGACGUCAGAUGGGUCGUCAGAUAAACCCAUUCUGUCAGCAAAUCCAACCACCUCUGCAUCGAACGGAGGAUACAGGUGUUCAGGUGAGCUGCACCCCGGACGGUGUGAGCUACGGUUUCUGUAACCUGAUACAUCAUCCGAAGCCUCUGCCUCGGGAAUACGUGUACUUUGUGCAAGGGCGACAGUCUUUCAAGACGUCACCUUUUCAAGAACCAGAGUUGGCUGGUGGUUUUGAAACGGAUCGCGACAAGCCACUUGACACAGUCGGGGGGAAAAUCGCCCUGGCCAACUACUGUCCUUAUUAUCAGGAAAUUGAAUGGGAAAGAAAGUUGGAUGAGCCGACAAUUAACACACACUGUCACACGUUGAACAAUUACAAAGAACCAAAAAAUAACUUCAGGCUGGAACAAUUUACACCGAAAUCUAUUUGUGUACAACACUCACCUCACUGGCGCCUGCGCAACAACAAACAGGUUUUUGGAUCGCCUGUUGAGGGCGCUGGAUGCUAUUCAUUCCGUUGUUCCAUCGUUGAAGGCGGUCUGGUCAUCGAAUUGGCUGGUGGGAUCGCACUUCCUUGUGUGGUCCCUGGGAGUACGGUCCGUGUGAAGGCUUGUCUAAAAUCACAGGGACUCAGCAUAGACGGACAAUUGGUCUGUCCGGAAUGUUCCUUGUUCUGUGAUCCCAAAGAAUGUCCGCUCCAUAUGCAUAACUUUUCUCAACUUCAUUCGUCUGUGCGGAAGUUUACCCGAGCCCAUACUAUGUCCUACCGUCCCCGGCAUUAUUCACUGUCCACGGAAGCCUAUUUCAUGCACAACCAAACGGCGACUUUCUCAAGGCCUUGGGAUACGGCGGUGAAUCUGGUGCAGCCGCAGGAGAUUGUCCCAGACUAUUGUCCAUCCUCUUCCUCCUCCACCUCCAGCCUUACGACCGUUCCACAGAGUCCCAGUUUCACCAUUCUAAUCAGUGUGCAUCUAUUUUCUUUCUUAUCUUGGCUUACUUUCUACUAGACGUAACUAUCCGAUCAUUCUUCCGUGCUCUGUUUCCGUCUAUAAUUGUCUUUCAAUACUCGAAUACAAUGUUUAUAUUUUU